Strongylocentrotus purpuratus (purple sea urchin) is the source of this 2862-nucleotide messenger RNA. Its product is annotated as adhesion G-protein coupled receptor G6-like. Gene Ontology annotation, cellular component: membrane. The record is from RefSeq and is a predicted model, not a curated record. Lineage: Eukaryota; Metazoa; Echinodermata; Echinoidea; Camarodonta; Strongylocentrotidae. The coding region runs from base 559 to 2862 and encodes 767 amino acids. The transcript is spliced from 12 exons. Gene Ontology annotation, biological process: cell surface receptor signaling pathway; G protein-coupled receptor signaling pathway. Gene Ontology annotation, molecular function: G protein-coupled receptor activity; carbohydrate binding.
UACGGGUAUCCCUAUCAUCAAAUAAAUCCAGUUUGAAUUGUUCAUUUUGUUAUCUCCUGCGGAAUUUCCUGCUUCCCAUAGCUAAGGAAACAGCAAGAUCAUCAUGUGAAAGUGAAAGUAUGAGACCGUAGCGCUGGUUGUAGUAUAUAAGAUCACGUUGAAUGUGGGUCAUAAUUUCCGUUGACAUUAAUUGAACGAACAUAAAUAAAAUGCGUUUCUGGAUUAUAUACCAUAUGUGAACACAAAAAUAACCACUUGCGGACAUUUAUGAACUUUCGAAACAUCGGAAUUAUUAUAAUUGGGAAGAAACAAAAGAAGAAAACUUGGUAUUGGUAUGUCCGAUUUAUGAUGACACGUAUUUACGUACACGUUUUAUGGAAUUCACUUGAAGUGAUCGUUGUUUGAUUUCUCGAAUCUGUCGUAUUGAAGUCUUUAGAAGUUCCGAAGCUUCAACAAAGGAUUCUCCAUCUCAGAGGCUAUACAGGAUUUAGCACACCAUUGAUCUAUCGAAGCCCGCCAUCUGACGCCAAAGUUUUGACAAUUGUAUCAGGAUACAUCAUGUCGGGACUGUGUGGAGGGAAAAUGUUUAUCUCGACAUUAUUUCUUGUCGCUGUCACAAUGUACAGUGUUAGUGGACAAGAAACUAAGAUAAUUAUCUGUGAGAGGACGACGGGUGAAAUCAAUUGCGAAGAGGGCCUGAUCAACAUUGCUACCGCUGUCUACGGACGAAGUGACACCACAACCUGUCCUAACCCACAAGUAUCAGACACGUCUUGUGCAUCAGACGUAGUGGCUGUUAUCGGUUCAAAAUGUAACGGCCGAUCACAAUGCAGCAUUACUGCAACGAAUGACCUUGCUGGUGAUCCGUGCAUUGGAACAUAUAAGUACCUUGAGGUAGCCUACACGUGCGAAGGAGGUCAGGCUACAGUUGGUCCAUGUGAAGGCUGUUAUACCAAUGCUUGUAAGAUGAGCUGCGGAAAGAACCUAACUGCUGAAGAGAUUCUUGAGAUCUUAAGAAACGUAGAAAUCACUUUAGAUAACGCAGCAAAUGUCGCUGAAGAGUUGGAAAACGUCACAAGCAUGGGCCAGAACAUCUCUCUAGAGGGGCUCAAUGUAGUUGCAGAACUUCUUGAGGAUAUAAAUGAAAUAAAUUCUACAGAAACAAAGGUGGCGAAAUCUAUGGUAGGAAUUGUAAAUAACAUCGCAGCCUUACCUGACGAACAGCUUGGUAUGGCCGAGGAAGAGAAUAGCUCGCCCAGCCGUGUAGUCUUGGCUCUCGAAGCACAGCUUGCUGUCAUAGAAGUGGGAAAUGGAAGUAGUCGGUUUGUGGAAACCAAUGUUGCUGCUGAGGUACUUGAUGUGACCCCCGAGGACAUCAGCCAAGGUUAUACUGUCUUCAUGGCUGUAACUGAUGACGGUGAGAGCAUCUCUGACGAAGACUUCAAGGUGGAAAGAGGUGACCUAACGCAAGAGCCAGAAGCCACCCAGGCACAGGCUACACUCUUUAUUCCAUCGGGUUUAGCGGACAGGUUCUCUGGACGCAGAGGGCGUCUCGUCAUCACGACGUAUCGCGUGCCAUCUAUGUUCCAGGAUACGGGGAUUGCGCAGUUCAACCAAGAUGUAGAAGAGAACAAUGGACCCUUGAAUUCUAGGAUCAUAUCGGCGUCUUUCAAUAACGAAAAGGUGGAGGAUUUGAGCGAACCAGUCAGGAUAUCGUUCACUCCUCUAAAUCCAAAUGGGACCAAUGCUCAGUGUGUAUUCUGGGACUUUGACGACAAAGCCUGGUCUCAACGUGGAUGUAACAAGACGAGUAAUGACACCAGUGACAGGAUCGAAUGCGAGUGUAAUCAUCUGACUAACUUCGGAAUUCUCUUGGAUAUCUAUGGAGGAGAACAAUUAUCAGGUGAAGCAGAUUUCAUCCUCGAGAUCGUUAGCUAUGUUGGUUGCCUGAUUUCAAUAUUGGGCCUUGUUAUGACAAUCUUUACAUUUGCCACAAACAAAAAGCUUCGAGACCGGAAACCCAACCAGAUUCUCCUAUCCCUCUGCUGUGCCUUACUAGGACUCUAUGUGGUAUUUAUAGUCAUGAUAUCAGUGGACACUAAACGGGAUGUGACUGAGCUCUCCCCUCUCCCUUGCUCGAUCCUGGCUGCAUUCCUCCAAUAUUUCAUCCUGGCAGCUAUUUUCUGGAUGGCCGUUGAGGGCUACAACAUGCAUAAUCUCCUCGUACUGGUCCACCAUUACUAUUUGCCACGGUCUAUGAAGAAAGCUUCGUUGAUCGCAUGGGGUUGCCCUUUGUUAAUAGUCGGGAUUACUGCGGGUGCUUCAAGACAACACUACGCACAGACAGAUUUUUGCUUCCUUGCAUUUUGGCCUGUGAUCAGUGGGCUCCUGAUACCUAUUGGUGUCGUCAUGAUCUUCAACUUUGUCAUCUAUGUUCGGGUCCUCAUGCGACUAAACAAAACUAUGAAAGGACAACACCUGGACAAGACGGAGAAGCGCCAGCGGAUUCGACGUUUCCAGAACGCAGUUUGCAUCUUGACUCUAAUGGGUCUCACGUGGUCUCUUGGUUACCUGAGCAUCAUACAACCAGCCAGUGCGGUUGUGCAAGGAAUCUUCACUGUACUGAACUCUCUUCAGGGGUUUUUCAUCUUCAUGCUGUAUUGCGUUAGACAGCCUCAGGUGCGCAUGGCAUGGCUUUCCCAGUUCAAAUGCUGCUUACCUAAAUAUUUCACGACGCCCUCUGCGGUCAGUUCCGGUUCUGGACAACCCAGCUCAACGCUCAAGAACAGCUCAUCAGACCUGAAGGACGGCCCUUUCCCAACUCGGACUCCAGCGGAAAUCCGCCCAGAGACAGGAGGCUAG